AUGAGGUACCAAUUAUCGAUCCUCGGUGAUGAGACGAGGCUGGAUCCCCAGACCUUCACUGCUUUCACGGUAUACAUGGUUAGUGUUGUGACACAGUAUAAACAAUGGAAUAUAUAUAGACGGUAUAGUCAGUUUCAUGAACUGGACUCUACUUUAAAGAUAACCUGUCCAAAGGUCAAGUUAUCCAAACUGCCCAAGAAACAUCUGUUCAAGACGGGCACUAAUCGCGACCUCGUCGAGGAGCGGAAACGACUGUUACAAAAGUACCUAAACGACUUGGUCAAGAACGACUGCAUCGAUGACAGCGAGGAGCUGGCACAAUGGCUGGCGCCAAUGAAUGACCCAGACUUUACAUCAUUGUCUGAUCCUGAGAAGGAGGGAUACUUGAUAAAGGAGGGACAUGUUAUUAGGAACUGGAAGAAACGAUACUUCAUAUUGAAGGACGGACUCAUAUACUACUUCAAGCAUCAAUCAGACCCUGAACCCAAGGGUAUGAUACCAAUCGUGGGCAGCACCAUCAAGCGAAUGGGCGAGACAGAGCGCAAGUUCACGUUCCAGAUCAAUCACGACCUGUUCCCCGUCUUCACGAUUCAGGCCCACAACGAGAUCGAGUGCAGCGAGUGGAUUGCUGCCAUCGAACUGUCGCAGCAACGCAUUCACGAGCAGCAGGUGGCCGACGAGCUGGAGGCGCUCGAGCGUCAGAAGAACAACAUGGGCGCCACCAUCAAGAAGUCCGGCUCAUUGGACUUCUCGGCGCUGUCGAGCGCGUCGGCGCCCACAUCGCCGCUGCAGUCAUCGUCGGUGCCCUCAGAGUACAGCCGACGUCCGCCACAGAAAUCAAAGUCAGAGUUCAAUCUGCUGGCAUCGCACUCCCUAAGUCUCGUGGGAGACCGCAUGUCCAACAGGAUACCCGCGCCAUCAGCCGCGCACAGCUCCGACGACGACGAAUCCUCGUCUGAUUCGUGUACUUUUACUUCAACAACAACAACAUCGAACACAAACAACAACCCUACGCAACUCAUCAUUAGUACUACUACCAACAACAACAACAACAACAGCAGCAGCACCAGCGGCAGCAGCAAAGGCAACCGAGCUUCACCAAACGCAUCCCCACUGAUAGGUGGAGGUACGUCCGCAUCGACAUCUCCCUCUCUUUUUUCCUCCUCCUCCUCCUCCUCCCAGACAUCCACUUCCUCCACCUCUGUAUCCCAGACAUCCACCUCCGUUUUCUCCGCCAUCAACAACUACUUGAAUCCCAACAAGUCCGUCUCACCCAAGCUUUCACCAAAGCAAUCUCCCAAGACACCGCCCGGCACUCACACGCGCAAUCGUUCGUCGCCGGCCGUCUUGCCUCUCAACCUCACUCAAUCAACAUCCACGUCCGAACAACAAAACAACAACAACAACAAAUCACAGUCCUCACGCAUCCCAACCAUACUCAACAAGCACAUAUCAUACCUGAAACAGCAAGAGUCCAAUCCAUCAUCGUUGUCAUCGUCAUCCUCGUCGUCGUCGUCUUUUUCAUCGACUUCGUCGUCGUCGUCGUCGCUCAGCAGCACUCAGCAGACGACCAGCCUGGCAGAGUUCAUCAACAACAAGAAGGAUCACAAAUCACUCAAGAGCAAGCGAUCGCGUGCACUCACGCUGCCAGUCAAGCCCAACGAAUCGAUACUCAGCAGCACGCCAGGAGGCGGCGCCGACCAGGAGCAGGGCAAGGAGCGCAAGUACAACUCUGACCGCAAGAACCGAUUCUCCACCGAGAGCCGGCCAUCAUUCGACAUCAACCUCAAGAUCCUGUCGUCCAAGGACAACGUCGAUCGCGGCAUCAAGCGCUUCCUCGAGUCCAUGGACGGUGUCACUGUGGAGGCCGAGAACAAGCACGUUGUGUCAUCCCUGCGUGUCAUUGCCAAUCAGAUCCUUUCCAUGUCGGUGUAUCUGCAGCGCGAGCAGUGUCAACAGUUAGUCAACUCGAUCCAGAUGCUCUCGUUUGGCUGCACAAAGAAGGGCACGGCCACAGCGCUGGUCUCGCGUCUUUUGUUCAUCUUCUCAGAGUUUGCUCGUGUCGUCGACGUUCUGAAUCCUACGCGCCACGUUGACAUGGUGGACCCGUCGCUGAUGACCCGCUCGCUCAUCUCGAUGAGCACCGACUUGUUCAACAACGAGCGCCUGUCAAAGAGUUUGCAGGGCUUCAACACCGGUGCACUCUCACCUCCCGACGAGUACCAACCACAGCCGCAGGCGGCCUCCUCCUACGUCGAGCCAAACGAGUUGCUCAAGGGCUCAACCACCAGCAGCAACACUAGCAGCAGCCAGAGCAGCAUCAACAACUUACAUGAUCUGAUACAGAGCAGCUCGAGUGUUGGCGACCUCUCAAACAUUGCGACGCCCGAGCUGGCGCAACACCAGGACAUCCAGAGGUCUGGACUGUCAGAGAUGAUGCGCCAGUCUGCGGCGGCAUCGGCCGCAGCAGCUUCAGCAAUGAGCCCUGCCAUGAUGGCCGCCACCAACGGUCCCGAGCUGCUCACCUCGGACUUAGUCUCAGCAUCGCUCUCAUCACCUCUGGCCGAUCAGUCCAAGAUCUUUGUCUGCCGUAUCUGCGAGGACUCGUAUACACGCGAGCAACUCAAGGUUCAUACGCCACUGUGUGCACUGACCAACGAGCACGACUUCCGACACAACUCACACGACGAACGACUCAAAUCGAUGCUCAAUCUCUCAAAGGGUAUCCUGCUCGACUCGCUGUCCAGCCCCGACAAGUCACAUGCAAGUUCGUUCUACAUCGACGAUCACAUUAUCUCCCAGCUGGAGCACAUCGUCGACGAGGUCAGGCUGAUUGUGUAUGGCAGCAAAGAGGCCGCAAACCGUUGCCAAUCGUUCAUUGAGCAGCUUCAGCGACUGAUUGGCGAGAACCCCAGCGACAUGCCAUUCAUCACGUUUGGCAAGCGGAUCUGCAAGAUCAUGGAUGAGAAGAAGUCGACCUAUGUACAAUACUCACAGAUUCAGACGGUGACCGCUGCGUCCGAGGUCACAACCGCCAACGCCAAAGGCAAGGCCAAGCAGCAGUUCUCCAUGUGGGGCCUGCUCCCAUUCAUCAAGUCAAUGUCACCGUCUCCGUCACCGCAGAAGGAGGUGCCCUCGCCUGUGACUGUGGCGCCCGCGCCAACACCCAACGCGCAGCAACAGGAGGGUUCACAGCAGCAGCAUAGCCACUCAAUCUCUGACUUUGAGAUCAUCAAGCCCAUCUCACGUGGCGCCUUUGGCCGCGUCUAUCUGGCUCAGAAGAAGAAGACUGGCGACCUGUACGCAAUCAAGGUGCUCAAGAAGCUCGACACGAUCAGGAAGAACAUGGUGGACCACGUCAUCAUUGAGAGGAACAUCCUCGCCGCAGUUCAGAACCCAUUCGUCGUCAAACUCUUUUACGCGUUCCAGUCGGCCGACAAGCUUUAUCUGGUCAUGGAGUAUCUGAUUGGUGGUGACUGUGCCUCGCUGCUCCGCGCGCUUGGUUGCUUCGAGGAGACAAUGGCUCGCCACUACAUCGCCGAGACUGUCCUGUGUCUAGAGUAUCUGCACAAACAAUCGAUCAUCCACAGAGACCUUAAGCCUGACAACAUGCUGAUCGACUCCAAGGGCCACAUCAAGCUGACGGACUUUGGCCUGUCCAAGAUCGGUAUCAUUGACGACUCGCACGACUCCCAGUGGUCGCCAACCAUCGCCUCGGUGCCAAUGGGCAUCGUCACUAAUCAUGCCCAGCCGCCCACAAACUACCCGAGGAAGGCGACACUCAAGAAGAAGUCUGCCACCAAGAAGGUAGUGGGCACGCCCGACUACCUGAGUCCAGAGAUCCUUCUCGGCACAGGUCACAGCACACCAGCUGAUUGGUGGGCACUCGGCAUUAUGCUCUACGAGUUCCUCACAGGUGCUCCACCCUUUAACGAUGAUUCUCCAGAGUUAAUCUUCCAACAUAUUUUAAACCAAGACAGAGAGAUCGAAUGGUCCGACAUUAGCCACGACGCAAAGGACCUGAUAUGUAAAUUGCUUAAUCCAAUACCUCAUCUACGUUUGGGUGCUAAUGGUGCCGACGAGAUCAAGAAGCAUCCAUUCUUUGCCGGUGUGGACUGGGAGAAUUUGAUUGAUCAGAACAUGGAGAGCAUCUUCUUGCCCAAGCCCGAGAGCGACUUUGACACAGACUACUUCUGGGAUCGCCAGUCGAUGUACAACGACGACGAUGGCGCCGACAGCGACCCCAUGCUCAACAAGAGCAGUGGCGGCCAUGCCAAUGGCGGCACUGGAUCGGAUGAUUCGCGAUGUGACAGUGGAGGUGAGUCGUCGCACACUGGUCGACAUAUCAAGUCAGAGGUCGAUCUAUUGCGCUCGUCAGUUGGCGACGACAUGGAUCAGCAAUCCAAGGACAUGCUCAACUUUGGCAACUUCUCCUUCACCAACAUCAACCACCUCAAAGACAUGAACAAUCUGUUCCUCAAGCAGUCCAAUGGUGGAUCCGGCACCAAGUACAUUUAA
Acytostelium subglobosum LB1 is the source of this 4518-nucleotide messenger RNA. RefSeq lists its product as hypothetical. Gene Ontology annotation, molecular function: protein serine/threonine kinase activity; ATP binding; phosphatidylinositol binding. The transcript has 4 exons. The record is from RefSeq and is a predicted model, not a curated record. Gene Ontology annotation, biological process: intracellular signal transduction; peptidyl-serine phosphorylation. Lineage: Eukaryota; Evosea; Eumycetozoa; Acytosteliales; Acytosteliaceae. The coding region runs from base 1 to 4518 and encodes 1505 amino acids.